AAAAAAAAGAGGAAGAAGAGGUUCUGGAGGCUGCCCUCUUUCCUCAGAGCUGCCCGAAAACACCUCAGCAUGAUCCGCCGGGGUCAGACUGAGGUGCAGCUCAUUGAGCCAGCAUUGCCAGCCAGCAGCACUGAUGAUGACAUUAUGAGCCGCUAUGAACUCUGGUGGUCGUCUGGGGGUUGGUGGGUUUGGCGUCGUUCAUGAAGCCAUUCGUGUGGAGGAUGGCCUUAAGGUGGCAGUGAAAGAAGUCUUGAAGACACACGAUUUGGAAUAUUUAACUAUUCCUGAUCAUCCAAACCCCCUACCCAUGGAGAUCGCCCUUACGAUCCUGGCCAACAAGGGACCCACUGCGCCAGGGAUUAUAAAGAUGCUGGACUGGCAGGACCAACGUGACAACUAUGUCAUGGUCCUCGAGUGUCCGUCGCCCUGCGAGAACCUUGUCAGUUUCUUGGAGGGCCACGGAUGCAGGCUCAGUGAAGGUUUAGUUCGGCACAUCAUGCGGCAGGCGACACAGGCGGCUCGCACGUGCUGUCGCCGUGGUGUAUUCCACGGCGACAUGAAGUUGGAAAACUUCAUCGUGAGCAAGAACACCCUGGAAGUCAAGUUAAUUGACUUUGGGUGUGGGGACCUCAUGAGAAAGUCUGCCUACACGACAUUGUAUGGCACCAUGGAGUACUACCCUCCUGAGUACAGGAACAAGGGCAAGUACCAUGCAAAGCCUGCAAUGUCGUGGUCUCUUGGGGUCAUCUUGUUCACGAUGCUGUGCGGCCGUUUUCCAACUGGCGAGGACCUGCAGAAGACCGAACUAAACCUUUGGUCGGAGCCUGGGCUGUCAGAAGACUGCUGCCAUUUGAUCUGCAGCCUUCUGCAGCCUAAACCAAAACGGCGGCUUGGUCUGGGAAAAAUCCUUCGCCAUGACUGGUUUAAGGUACUGAGUCUAAGAUCAGCCAGUCUCCAUGUAAGUCGUGGAGAAAUGGAGAUCCAACCCCAGACAUCUCCAAAGUCUCCUGUCAGCUUUGCGUCUUGCGGGCUGGCAGGAAGGCUUUCCAUCCAUCCGGAAACCUUUGCGUCUUGCGGGGCCGGCAGGCCAUGGUUGCGUCUUGCGCCAUGGCCUGAAGCAGCAGUACUAGCGUCUUGCGAAUGCUGCCGAUUCAGUCACCCUCAUCCACCAAGCGGCAGCUCGUUCUGGGGAAUAUCAUUAACCACGACUGGCUUCAGAUCUCCAUAUGUCGUGGAGAACCUCCAGCCCCAGACGUUUCCAGUGUCUCCUGUCAGCUUUGCGUCUUGCUGGCUGGCAGGAAGACCUCCCAUCCCUCCGGGAAACCUCUGCGUCUUGCGGGUCCGGCAGGCCAUGGUUGCAUCUUGUGCCAUGGCCUGA
This is a messenger RNA of Labeo rohita (rohu), 1378 nucleotides long. RefSeq names its product serine/threonine-protein kinase pim-2. The record is from RefSeq and is a predicted model, not a curated record. Gene Ontology annotation, cellular component: cytoplasm. Gene Ontology annotation, molecular function: ATP binding; protein serine/threonine kinase activity. Bases 155 to 1378 code for a protein of 407 amino acids. The transcript has 9 exons. Lineage: Eukaryota; Metazoa; Chordata; Actinopteri; Cypriniformes; Cyprinidae. Gene Ontology annotation, biological process: negative regulation of apoptotic process; protein autophosphorylation; regulation of mitotic cell cycle.